Messenger RNA from Liolophura sinensis, 2825 nucleotides. RefSeq lists its product as uncharacterized. The record is from RefSeq and is a predicted model, not a curated record. Gene Ontology annotation, molecular function: protein binding. NCBI's taxonomy places the organism in Eukaryota, Metazoa, Mollusca, Polyplacophora, Chitonida, Chitonidae. The transcript has a single exon. Bases 68 to 2212 code for a protein of 714 amino acids.
CUGGAUAUAACGGUACCUGAAAGGUUUCAGCGCUAAGAAUGUUCUGUGAAACGUGUUUUAUGUGAAAAUGUCGCACUAUAUUCGCGCCGAAAGGAAACACUUCGCGAAAAAUGUGCAGGACUGCAUUAUCAAGCCGCUGCUUCGACAGCGUGAGACCGGCGAGUUGUGUGACGUCGAGUUGAUGUUGAAUGGCUUGACGUUCACCGCACACAAGGCCAUUCUCUCGCUAUGGAGCCCGUAUUUUCUGUCGAUGUUUACCUGUGAUAUGAGAGAGAAAACAACCAGGGAAAUAGAUUUGACCGAAUCAGUGGUAUUGGAAGAUGAUAAUGUAUUCGGCUUCAUUUUAGAUUACAUGUAUACUGGUUCGCUGGUUGUUACAGCGGAUAAUAUUGAAGACAUAUUACGGAUUUCAGAUUUCUUGUUGUUGGAUGACGUGAAAGAAUACUGUCGACAAUUUUACCGAGAUUUGGGCAACAUAGAUCUCAGAAAUUGUUUGCGUACCAGGUUUCUUGCAGAAAAUCACAACUUAAUUGAUGUCAGAGAUUGCUGUCAAAAGAUUAUUGAAUCACGUUUUCAUGACUAUUUAAUUUAUAAUGAUGAAAUUUUAGAGCUACCAGCCUCUUGUCUGCUUCGUCUCUUAGAAGAUCCAAAUGUUGUUCAGCACACCACCUACAUUGAUCUGAAAUAUCUUGUUCAGAGAUGGAUUGAUUCAGAUUUUGAGGCCCGCAAAUGUCAUUCCAAUAUACUGGGUACCUGCAUUAAAUUAUGGGGAUGUGACGAUGAUUCUAACCCUCGCACCUCUGUUGUUGAGCAAGAAGAAAACAUUGGUGGUGAUUUAGUCAAUAAAAUUAUGCAACCACAGCUACCAGAGCAGCUAUCAAAUCAAGUGCCUGCCCCAAAUCCCUGUUUGACCAGCAUAGGUGAAGGACGAUUUGCAUCUAUUCCAAGCAUAGAUGAGUCGGAUUCAGAAGAUGACCCAUCCCUAUACAGUCAAGGGUCAUAUGUAAGUGUGUCAUAUUGCCCUUUACACGACCAGGAACAGCAAGUGUUAUUCUCAGUAGUGUGCAAUCAAGGCCUGAAGUUCCUCAAAGUGCUGGUGUACGAUAUUGAAAAUCAGAAAUGGUUCCACUACCCAAUAGCUGGAGAGAAGGUUCUUCACAACAUUCCAUCUCGUCAGACCGUGUGUAAUUUGGUCACAAAUGAUCACCAUCUCUACAUGUACUUGUGCUCAAGUUUUCCAUACCCCACCGAUAUGCUCAAAAUUAACAUACUUGUCCUAGAUCUGCUUCAUGCUCAAUCAUCUUUGUAUUCUUUUCGUACUGUUGACUAUUACAACCCUUGUUACAGGACCACCUUGACAAAUAUCAGAAAUGUGCCACCAGCAAUGGUGUUCUGUGCCAGCAGUUUGUAUGUUUUGGGGAAUAAGGAAGGCACCGGUCACCUAUUUAUGUGUAAUCUAACCAACCACCAGUACACAUGUUAUCAGAUUCCUGGGUGUCGUUUCAUUAGUCUGGCCCGUGCAGUUGUCAAGGACAACCGUUACAUAUAUGUCUGGUACAGACAUCGGACAGGGCCCUCAGAGGAAUUCUGCAUCAAAAAAUCAGUAGGCUUUGCCAUGUUUGACACCCAAACAAAAAUAUUCAAUUCUUGGCAGGUAUUGCCACCGGAGAUUUCCUAUGAUGAUUUUGCUCGUGCUUAUUUGAUGACAGUCCGUGAUGACACAGUAAUCAUAUACAUGCCAGGCAAACCAGCUUUAGUGCUGGAUGAGGUUAGGUGUAAGUGGGUUACCUCCCUUCGCAAAAUACCAAUGCCACCGUCAUUCUCUGAUAAUGGGUCCCUUGCCGACACAUUUCAACUGCAGACCUUUACAGAGAACAGUAUCUUCAUCCUGAACAAUGAGGCCCCUUACACCACAUCAAUUGCAGAGGUGAUGGAAUCACUUCCCCAUGCUGUUCCACAUACCCCUCCACCCAUAGAUCAUAUCUCCAUGGUUACCUCAGGGCACCUCCCACAAUCUGUCAUUCAGACUCUGGACAAAUUUGACCUAUAUGAUGAUGCCUAUGCUGUGGCCCUACAUGUGUCCAUGAGGUGUUCUGAUUUAGAAGGUGAAGAUAGUUGCACCUCUCACUCAGAUGAUCAAGAUACUGAUAAUGACUAUGAGUAUGAUGAUGAAAUCUAUGAUUAUGAUUAUGACUUUAAUUUUUCUAUUUGAGCAAAUUGUAGUUAUUUUUCUAGUCAGUUUUACAAGUACUUGUAUUCAUGUAGUAUCAAACUACUUUUUCUUGAAUAUUGGGUACAUUAAUAUGUAGUUCUACCUAAAUCACCAUCAACUGAUAACUGCUGAUGUCAUUUUUGCAUGCAUUCUUUAUGUAUGAAAUUAAUGAAUAUUUAUGGGUGAACUCAACAUUUGCAGUAUCACGGUUAUUCUGAGAUAUUAGUACAUGCUGAAGGGUGAGGUGAUCACCUAUGAACACGUACUUGUUCCCUUUUUCUAGUCCAGAAGAAAGUGAUUUUAAAAUAUUGUUAAACCUGCACCUUUUGACAAGAUUAAUCAUGAAACAACUGUUUGAAUGAAUUAUAAUACAUAACAUUCAACACAAUACAUUAAUUCACUGAGGUAAUGUCUGGCUUCCUACAGUGAUUCUUGUUAUGGUAAACUUUGCCUCACCAGGUUUUGGUGGUGUUGGUAGAAAUAGGAAAUUACUUUUACAUAUUAAUUUCAAACACUACACACUAACACUGGAUUGUCCUUUAACUGUUACAGGUGAGGGAUGUAUGUCAAUCACUGACUAUUAUUUGUCAAGUACAUUGCUUUGCGACAAAUA